AUGGUAUCUGAAGAGAAGAUCCAACAAUGGAAGGCCACCAAAAUUAUUGGUAUAAUUGGUCUGGGCGAUAUGGGCUUACUGUACGCCAAUAGGUUUUCCGAUGCCGGAUGGAAAGUCAUAUGCUGUGAUAGAGAAGAGUUGUAUGGUGAAUUAAAAGAAAGGCAUGCCUUUGCAAAAUUUGAAUUAGUAAAAAAUGGACAUUUAGUGUCUAGAAAAAGCGACUAUAUCAUUUACAGUGUUGAAGCAUCCAAUAUUAAUAAAAUUGUCGCGAUGUAUGGACCAUCUUCGAAAGUUGGUACGAUUGUGGGAGGUCAAACAAGUUGUAAACUGCCUGAAAUCGAGGCCUUCGAACAGCAUUUACCCAAAGAUUGCGAUAUUAUUACCGUGCAUUCUCUUCACGGGCCCAAAGUUGAUACCGAAGGUCAACCGUUAGUUAUUAUCAAUCAUAGGUCACAGUAUCCCGAAUCUUUUGAUUUCGUUAACUCAGUUAUGUCAUGUCUGAAAAGUAAGCAGGUUUACUUGACAUAUGAAGAGCACGAUAAGAUUACUGCUGAUACACAGGCUGUGACGCAUGCUGCUUUUCUAAGCAUGGGGGCUGCCUGGGCAAAAAUAAAGAUUUAUCCCUGGACUCUGGGCAUAAACAAAUGGUACGGUGGUCUAGAAAAUGUGAAGGUUAAUAUAUCUUUAAGAAUAUACUCUAAUAAGUGGCAUGUUUACGCAGGAUUAGCCAUAACGAACCCAAGCGCGCACCAACAAAUCCUUCAAUAUGCCACAAGUGCAACGGAGUUAUUUAGUUUGAUGAUAGACAACAAAGAGCAAGAACUAACUGAAAGAUUAUUGAAAGCUAAAAAAUUUGUGUUCGGAAAGCACACUGGUCUCUUAUUGUUGGAUGAUACAAUUUUGGAGAAAUAUUCGCUAUCCAAAAACACUGUUAGUGAUGACACUAAUUCCAAGCCAUUACCAAAUUCGCAUUUAUCAUUGUUAGCGAUUGUUGAUUCGUGGUACCAACUUGGUAUUGAUCCAUACGAUCAUAUGAUUUGUUCAACGCCUCUCUUCAGAAUCUUUCUAGGCGUGUCGGAAUAUCUUUUCUUGACGCCAGGUCUAUUAGAACAGACAAUCGAUGCAGCUAUCCAUGACAAAUCGUUUAUAAAAGAUGACUUGGAAUUUGUUGUUUCAGCUAGAGAAUGGAGUUCCGUUGUCUCUUUUGCGAACUUUGAGCUAUACAAGAAGCAAUUUCAAAGUGUGCAAAAGUUUUUCGAGCCGAUGCUUCCAGAGGCUAAUCGUAUUGGUAACGAGAUGAUAAAGACCAUCCUGAGCCAUUCUAAGGGACCUUCAGCUGGGGAAAAAAAUAUAUGA
This is a messenger RNA of Saccharomyces kudriavzevii IFO 1802, 1356 nucleotides long. It is a transcript of the gene TYR1, whose product is annotated as prephenate dehydrogenase (NADP(+)). Gene Ontology annotation, biological process: L-tyrosine biosynthetic process. The record is from RefSeq and is a predicted model, not a curated record. The transcript has a single exon. Gene Ontology annotation, molecular function: NAD+ binding; prephenate dehydrogenase (NADP+) activity; NADP binding. NCBI's taxonomy places the organism in Eukaryota, Fungi, Ascomycota, Saccharomycetes, Saccharomycetales, Saccharomycetaceae. Bases 1 to 1356 code for a protein of 451 amino acids.